ACAAGUUCUCAGAGCAGUGACAUUUAACUCGAUUGGGAAGGGCACGCCCAAGGUCACCCUUUUAAAGGGUUUGUCUUCCUUUUCAACAUUUUUUACAGAGAGGCCAUCUGGUCCAGGCCCUGCCUUCAGGCUGAUGAAGUCAAAUAUCCCCAUUUUAAAGUACCUGCAGAUGAAAUGGCCCCUCCUCGAUGUCCCCUCCAGUGCCACAGUCAAGGACACGAGAUCACCAUCUCCGGCACACUUGUCUAAUAAAGUUCCUGUUGUUCAGCACCCUCAUCACAUGCAUCCGUUGACACCCCUCAUCACCUACAGCAAUGACCACUUCUCUCCUGGCUCCCCUCCCACGCACCUGUCCCCGGAGAUCGAUCCAAAGACAGGAAUACCCCGGCCCCCUCACCCAUCUGAGCUGCCACCAUAUUACCCACUCUCUCCCGGAGCUGUUGGACAAAUCCCCCAUCCUCUCGGCUGGCUCGUCCCACAGCAAGGACAGCCCGUGUACUCCCUCCCUCCCGGCGGCUUCCGGCACCCUUACCCUGCCCUCGCCAUGAACGCCUCGAUGUCCAGCCUGGUUUCCAGUCGGUUCUCCCCUCACAUGGUGGCUCCCGCCCAUCCUGGUCUGCCCACCUCAGGGAUCCCCCACCCGGCCAUCGUCUCCCCCAUCAUCAAGCAGGAACCGGCACCCCCCAGCCUGAGCCCCGUGGUGAGCGCGAAAUCGCCAGUCACAGUGAAAAAGGAGGAGGAAAAGAAACCCCACGUGAAGAAGCCUCUGAACGCCUUCAUGCUGUAUAUGAAGGAGAUGAGGGCCAAGGUGGUUGCCGAGUGCACCCUGAAGGAAAGUGCAGCCAUUAACCAAAUCCUGGGGAGAAAGUGGCACAACCUGUCUCGAGAGGAGCAGGCCAAGUACUACGAGCUGGCCCGGAAGGAGCGGCAGCUUCACUCCCAACUCUACCCGACCUGGUCAGCCCGGGACAACUAUGGCAAGAAAAAGAAGAGGAAGAGAGAGAAGCAGUUGUCACAGACACAGUCACAGCAGCAAGUCCAAGAGGCAGAGGGUGCUCUGGCCUCCAAGAGCAAGAAGCCAUGUAUUCAGUACCUGCCCCCUGAGAAGCCCUGUGACAGCCCUGCCUCUUCCCAUGGCAGUAUGCUGGACUCCCCUGCCACCCCCUCCGCGGCCUUGGCCUCUCCAGCCGCCCCUGCUGCAACCCACUCGGAGCAAGCCCAGCCCCUCUCCCUCACCACCAAGCCAGAAGCCCGAGCCCAGCUAGCCCUGCACUCAACUGCCUUCCUGACAGCUAAGGCUGCAGCCACCUCCUCUGGCCAGAUGGGCAGCCAGCCUCCUCUGCUGUCCCGGCCCCUCCCCCUGGGGUCUGUGCCCACAGCUCUGCUGACCUCACCCCCCUCCUUCCCCGCCACGCUCCAUGCCCACCAGGCCCUCCCAGUGCUACAAGCCCAGCCUCUUUCCUUGGUCACCAAGUCUGCCCACUAAACUGCCCCCUGACCUAUGCAGGCUGUCACGUGACUCAUCGAGUAGUAAUGAUUCAGAAGAAAAAAAAAAAGGAAACUUUAUUGGUCAAUAUUUGACCAUUCUGGACUGUUCUGUAAAGUGACUGGUAACAACAGCACUUUACAUCUUGUAGAUGUAACCAGUAGCUGAUCUUAAGGCUUUUUUAAAAAACAAAGCAAAACAACAAAAAAAAAGUCUUUAAAAGAAAAGUAGUGUGUUAUUCUUCCUGUCUGUGCUGUGGUAGAUGGGCCUGGGCAGAAGACGCAUUGCUUUCUACCUCUCCCUUUUCCUUUCUACCCUCCUCUCUUCUUGUCACCCCCACCUGCCCCAGCUCCCCCUCCGCUACCCCCACCUCGGUCUGCAUCCGUGCCCUUGCUGUGAUUUCUAGCGCGGUACCUCUUCAUCCAGACCCAUGCCUGGACACCUCCUGUGUCCAAGCCAAGUUAUGAUUUGCUCCACACCAUGGGUUCUCUCCCUUUGUCUCCUUUGUCCUCUGCCCAGUGUAAGGCCGUCACCAUGUGAGAAGACAUCUUGGCCUGAUUCAUUUCCACCAGCAUCCCCCCACCCUCAGUGGGCCAGAACCCGCCAGCCUCCAACUUACAGUGGAGGAAGCGGCUCUCUGAAGUCCCCCCACAUUUAAAGGGACUCAAGGUGCCUGCCAGUUCCUCAGCAAAGAAGUCUGUGUUCCUCCCCCUCUUUCCUGAUCGACAUCUCCCCCUCACAGUCCCAGAGUGGCUGGCAGGACCUGGCUCCAAGGUCUGGCUCCUGUCGCCUGGGUCAGUGCUAGUACGAUCUGCCAAAGUUCUGAAGACCCUCUUCCCACCCACCCCGUCACCUCACAUGCUUCUUCUGUGUGUAUUUCUUUUUUGUUUUUAUGGUUAUUGGAGCAAUUUAAACUCCCAAUUUAUUUUCACAAAAGAAAAUAAAAUUGCAGUUGCAAGACC
Messenger RNA from Galeopterus variegatus (Sunda flying lemur), 2448 nucleotides. RefSeq names its product transcription factor 7-like 1 (T-cell specific, HMG-box) (gene TCF7L1). Gene Ontology annotation, cellular component: beta-catenin-TCF complex. Gene Ontology annotation, biological process: regulation of transcription by RNA polymerase II; canonical Wnt signaling pathway. The transcript is spliced from 11 exons. Gene Ontology annotation, molecular function: RNA polymerase II cis-regulatory region sequence-specific DNA binding; DNA-binding transcription factor activity, RNA polymerase II-specific. The record is from RefSeq and is a predicted model, not a curated record. The coding region runs from base 134 to 1486 and encodes 450 amino acids. NCBI's taxonomy places the organism in Eukaryota, Metazoa, Chordata, Mammalia, Dermoptera, Cynocephalidae.